Symbiodinium pilosum is the source of this 874-nucleotide messenger RNA. The record is from the annotation of a GenBank genome assembly. NCBI's taxonomy places the organism in Eukaryota, Dinophyceae, Suessiales, Symbiodiniaceae.
GCUCGUGGGCACCGUGGAAACUGUUGUGCAUCUGGCUGCCAAAGACAACUUCUUCAUGCCCUAUGCGAUUCUUGAAGACAUCCACAUCAAUGGUUUCUUCAACAUUGUUGAGUUUUGCGCAAGCUGCCGGGUCAAAUCGCUUAUGUAUACCUCAUCAUGCUCUGCCCGACUUUAUGGCACCAAGAGAGAGAAGAAUGGAGGCUUGUGGAAUGGCUACACACAGAGUAAGGGCGUUGCGCACAAGAUGGCUGAGGAGGUUCAUCGGCUAGGCUCUCAAGGCCGUUUUAACUGCGUUCCACCAAUCAGUCUGAUCAAUAUCGGUUAUGUCAUAGACCCGAAUGGUGUCCCGGACAUCACCGACUGCCUUGAGACCAUCCUCAAGGUGUGCUGCAUACGAAACGAGUUCCCGGAAGGUGUGAACUACAACAUGGACAUGACUCAGGUGAGCUAUGUGGCCGAGUGCUUUGUCAACAUUGUUUCGCAGCUGCACCGAGGAGGUCAGCCUCAGGCGCAUUCGGAGGAUGCCUGGCUCGAACUCUGGAACCCGCGGCCGUUUCGCUUCAGCGAGAUGAUCGGCUUACUGCAGGAGGGACGAGCUGCUAGGGGCGAAUCGGCGCUGAAGCCUGUGCCGCUGGCGGCCUUUGUCCAGGGUUACAAGCAGACGCUGUUCCACCAUGUGGCUACUGUGGCUGCUAAGUGCAUGUCGAAUUUCUUCGACCACCACUUCCCGAAGGAUGUUCAGAAAGUCCUGGGCUUGAUCCCAAGCCGACUGUGGCAGAACCAAGAUGUGACGACCCCUCCUUCGCUGGAGAGGCGAGGGUGGAAGCGCUAUGCCUAUGCCAUUGACAAGCAGAUGGACCUGUCAGAUUCCUGA